Molecule: messenger RNA, 3074 nt
Organism: Alexandromys fortis (reed vole)
Lineage: Eukaryota; Metazoa; Chordata; Mammalia; Rodentia; Cricetidae
Gene: Skp2
Product: S-phase kinase associated protein 2
Exons: 10
Coding region: 140-1450 (436 amino acids)
Biological process (GO): regulation of cell cycle; G2/M transition of mitotic cell cycle; SCF-dependent proteasomal ubiquitin-dependent protein catabolic process
Cellular component (GO): SCF ubiquitin ligase complex; nucleus; cytosol
Molecular function (GO): protein binding
Source: RefSeq, a predicted model, not a curated record
AAGCGGGAUGCAGAACUCCGCGCGCGCGGUGGUGAUGGAACGUUGCUAGUUCGCGGGUCCGGCUGUGGGGCCCCGUGGGGGGAAUCUCUCUGCUCCGCGCGCUGGAGCGGGAUUCUGGGAGCAGGCAGAUCUUCAAUUAAUGCACGCAUUCAAAACCCCUGAAUCCGUGGACGCAAUGCACAGGAAGCACCUUCAGGAGAUUCCGGACCAGAGUAGCAACGUCACCACCAGCUUCACGUGGGGAUGGGAUUCCAACAAGACUUCUGAACUGCUCUCCGGCAUGGGUGUCUCUGCCUUGGAGAAGGAGGAGGUGGACAGUGAGAACAUUCCACAUGAACUGCUCUCAAACCUCGGCCACCCUCAGAGCCCCCCAAGGAAACGGCUAAAGAGCAAAGGCAGCGAAAAAGACUUUGUGAUCAUCCGUCGGCCUAAGCUCAAUCGAGAGAACUUUCCAGGUGUUUCCUGGGACUCCCUUCCAGAUGAGCUGCUUCUUGGGAUCUUCUCCUGCCUGUGCCUCCCUGAGCUGCUGAGAGUCUCUGGAGUCUGCAAGAGGUGGUACCGCCUCUCGCUCGAUGAGUCUCUCUGGCAAUCCCUCGACCUCGCAGGUAAAAACCUUCACCCGGACGUGACUGUCCGCUUGCUUUCUCGAGGGGUGAUCGCCUUCCGCUGCCCACGGUCGUUUAUGGAACAACCAUUGGGUGAAAGUUUCAGCUCUUUUCGUGUGCAGCACAUGGACUUGUCGAACUCAGUCAUAAAUGUGUCAAACCUCCAUGGGAUUCUGUCCGAGUGCUCCAAGUUGCAGAAUCUAAGCCUGGAAGGCCUGCAGCUUUCGGAUCCCAUUGUCAACACUCUUGCCCAGAAUGAAAACCUGGUGCGGCUAAACCUCUGCGGGUGCUCUGGGUUUUCCGAAUCUGCCGUGGCGACUCUGCUGAGCAGCUGCUGCAGACUGGAUGAACUGAAUCUCUCCUGGUGCUUUGAGUUCACUGAAAAGCAUGUGCAGGCGGCCGUGGCACAUCUGUCGGCGACCAUCACCCAGCUCAACCUCAGCGGCUACCGAAAGAACCUCCAGAAAACAGAUCUUUGUACCUUAAUCAAACGGUGCCCCAACCUCGUCCGCCUCGACUUAAGUGACAGUAUCAUGCUAAAGAAUGACUGCUUUCCAGAAUUCUUUCAACUCAACUACCUCCAACACCUCUCGCUCAGCCGGUGCUAUGAUAUAAUUCCUGAGACCCUACUUGAACUUGGAGAGAUCCCCACACUAAAGACGCUACAAGUUUUUGGGAUCGUGCCGGAUGCUACCCUGCAACUGUUGAGAGAAGCCCUUCCCCACCUGCAGAUUAAUUGUGCCUACUUCACCACCAUUGCAAGGCCAACCAUGGACAACAAAAAGAACCCGGAGAUUUGGGGCAUCAAGUGCCGACUGACCCUACAAAAGCCUGGUUGUGUAUGAAGGGCUUACUGCGGGGGCGCCGCUUCCUCUCAAGUGAGGAACACAGGCAGCAAAUCGAGUUGCUCGAGACCUUGGUUACCUUUCCUAUUGGUUUUACCUUAGCGCUCACUGUGCAUGUAUGUUAGGGAACCAUUUGCAAGGGAGCACUAUGAAGUGUUGCGUUUUCGAGAAUACAGAGACGAUUGCGCCAGUGCUGUGCCCUCAGAGUCCAAGUGCUAGUUCUUUGGAAAUCUUAGGUGAGCCUGCUAUUUCAAAAUAGCUUUUUAAAGCAGAAUUUGAGCCAGCUCUUCCACGUGCCCUUCAGAUUAAAUCUAUUUAGAAUCAAGUUUUCAAAAUUACCCCUGGCCCAGUUUUCAUGGUGUCUGUCCUAACUUUUUUUUAUCUAUUUAAUUAUUCAGUAUUUCAUAAAACUUGAUUUUGAAGAAUGAUAAGCUAUAUGUACGGUGAGUUGAACAGAAAGAAUCAUAGGCUGGUAGCGUUUGAGGCAAUCUCUUCUGGGAAUUAGCAUUGUGUGCAGGUGUGAAGUUAGUUUGCUAGAAACACAGUCCUGCGUGAUGUACCUUGAACUCUAAAGGAGGAACAGAAACGGAGAGAGAUGCAACCGUGAGGCUAGAAUUGGUGUAGGAUUUGAGGCCUCAGAAGGCUGAAGUCCUAAAGUCAGGUUCCUGUGAAGUAGCUGUCCAUGUUUUUAGGUACGAUGCUGUGUUCCCAGAGUCCUAAAGUAGAUGAGGAAAUCUAAUCAUACCUUUUUUUUUUAACUUUAUAAUCCAUGUAUGUUAUGUGGGCUGUUUAGCUUUUUAAAUUACUUGCUUUGUUUUAGAAAUAUGGUGUUAUUCUAAUCAGCAUUCUCGAGAAGUCAGAUAGAGCUCUGAGCUGAUCUUGUUUGCUGUCUCUUCCUUUGGCGCUGCAGUCAUUUGUAUUUUACUCUGAACUCAAGGACUUGAAAUACUUUUAAGUGGUCUUUCACAGCGAUGGCUUGACCCUGCCCAGGAAGUUACUGGAUCUACAAGUUCCUUAGGUAGAGCUGCUGCUUUCUCUCGGCCAGAAACGCUCGGGAAGCAGGUGUGCGCGCAGCUUCCACGCACCUGGCACGACCUGCGCUUCACCUAAGUUUUUAAGACUCACUGGGCAUUAAACCUUUUGAUAACAGAUGGACUUUUUAACGCCUGAUACGCAGAAGCCAAAAGAUCAAAGGGUGCUUCUUAGACAAUGAAAAGAAAAAGAAAUUAAGGCAGUUACCUCUUUUGAAUACGACAGAGCCAAAAUACAUUUCUAUUAACUUUUUCAUCAAAGAAUCGUACUGUUACAAUAAUAUGAAGUGCCUUUAUCCUCUCAGACCUAAAGAACAUUUUCAAAAGUGUAACACAGGAAUAAUUUUGCAUCAGUUGCCGAGUAGUUAAAGUGCUAACUACUACUUGAAACUAUUGUUUACAGAUUAGUAGGCUGACAGUGGGCUCUGGCUGGACUCCGGCCUCCAGCUGCCCUCAGACAUGCAGGACCUGUUCUUCCUUCCUCAAGUCCAGCUGGGAGCUAUUUUGCCAACAUGUCGCAGUAAUCUGUAUUUUUGUAUGUGAUUUCUACUUUUAUAGACUCAUUUUAAAAUAAAGUACAUUUUUAUAAAAAC